This is a messenger RNA of Misgurnus anguillicaudatus (oriental weatherfish), 1473 nucleotides long. It is a transcript of the gene cbx3b, whose product is annotated as chromobox homolog 3b. Gene Ontology annotation, cellular component: nucleus. Lineage: Eukaryota; Metazoa; Chordata; Actinopteri; Cypriniformes; Cobitidae. The record is from RefSeq and is a predicted model, not a curated record.
GGCCAUGUUUAAUUUGUCUCAUUCACGAAAAGUUAUGUAAACAAAACAGUAAAGCCACGACUCUGAAGGCGACAUCGCAGCCGAUGCAAUAGGUCGCCGAAUUACACCGUGAUCUUGUAUGCGGACGCUUGUGUGAGGAAUCUGAUCAUUAAUCAGCAGCAGCAGUGGGAAUAAAAGAAUAGCGCGUGCACUGCGCGUGAGACAUCGGCAGAAUAUCUUGGUAAAUGUUUCACAGAAAACCAUGAGAAAAAAGCAGAAUGUGAAAAAUAGGAAAGCAGAAGAGACAACGAUUGUUCAGGAGUUUGCAGUGGAAAAAAUCAUUCGCAGAAGAGUAUACGAAGGAAGAGUUGAAUACUAUCUGAAGUGGAAAGGAUUUACAGAUGCAGAGAAUACCUGGGAGCCAGAAGACAACUUGGACUGUCCGGAAUUGAUCGAGGAGUUUCUCAGAAAUCUAUCUGUCACGGGAGAGUCGGAACCAGAAGGGUGUCAGUCUACAGACCUUGACGUCCAGCCCAAGCGAGAGUUGACUGAGAUGGAUGCUAAUACGGCUCACCAGCGGUCUCAGAUGGAGCCCAUUGAGAGAGGUAAUGAGGAGGCUGAUGAUCACAGCUCUGAGAUCCCUGCAGGUCAAUCCAGCAACCCAGAACCAGACUGCAUUAUCGGAUCCACAGACCGACAGGGAGAGCUCAUGUUCCUCAUUAAGUGGAAAAACACAGAUGAGGUGGCUUUACUGUCGGCCAGGGAGGCCAGUAAAAGGUGGCCCCAGAUGGUAAUCGGCUUUUAUGAGGACAAGCUGGCCUGGCACGCAGAAGAGGAGCCGUGAGAGAGAGAGAGAAAUACGGAGCGGUGGAUAAUACCGUACCUCCUGGCAGCUUUAAACGCGGUCAAAACCGCAAACACUGUGGCAAACGUACCAUAUAUUCAUAGUCUGUGAAGUAGUCUCUUCAUAGUCUCUUCCCAACACACUGAACCUUUAGAAAUGUGACUUGAGUAGUGCAGUACUUGUACAAACCUGUGUGAUGAAAAUAGCAUUGUGGAUAAGUGGUUUAUUAAUCGACUAUUGUAGAGAAUUAGGUUCGUUGUGUGAUGUACAACUUUUUGUCCUAUUUGUAAGGACAUGCUGUAACAGAUGAGGCUUCAUGUGGGACACUACAGUACUAACUGUAUUAUUAACCCCUGGUUACUUACUUAUACUGUACUGUGAUUUAUAAGGGCAUAGCUCAUGCGGAUAUAAAUGUGUAGAUUUGCACUAUAUCAUACUAGUAUGUAGCCUGUACAAUCACAUUUUGUGAACAUGGUGACGCAUUUGUAUGCCGGUUACUGUCACAUUCACAGCAGUAUAUUUCAUCCAUUUUAGAGACUUUUGUCGUCUUGUUUCUGUAUUCCUGUUGACUGUAAAGAUCACUGUUAACAUUUAAACCUAAGGGAGCUAUCUAUAUAGGUGCUUUGAAUAAACGUGAAUUACCUCUGAAA